CCCAUCAACCACUUCGUGUAUUUGUCCGGAAGAAAAAGGUUGUCGCUCUCUUUAACUUCCUCUUUCCGUCAACCGGGUUUAGUUGACAAUGGGACGUGUGAUCAGGGGACAGAGAAAAGGUGCGGGCUCCGUCUUCAAAGCCCAUGUCAAGCACAGGAAAGGUGCUGCUAAACUCCGGCACAUCGACUUUGCUGAACGUCAUGGCUACAUCAAAGGGAUCGUGAAGGAUAUCAUUCACGACCCUGGCCGUGGAGCCCCCCUGGCCAAGGUGGCCUUCCGUGACCCCUACAGAUUUAAGAAGAGGACUGAGUUGUUCAUUGCCGCUGAGGGCAUCCACACCGGACAGUUCAUCUACUGCGGCAAGAAGGCCCAGCUGAACAUUGGCAACGUGCUGCCCGUGGGCACCAUGCCCGAGGGUACCAUCAUCUGCUGCCUGGAGGAGAAGCCUGGCGACAGGGGCAAGCUGGCUCGCGCCUCCGGCAACUACGCCACCGUCAUCUCCCACAACCCCGAGACCAAGAAGUCCCGAGUCAAGCUGCCCUCCGGCUCCAAGAAGGUCAUCUCCUCCGCCAACAGAGCCGUCGUCGGUGUGGUCGCUGGUGGUGGUCGUAUUGACAAGCCCAUCCUGAAGGCUGGCCGUGCUUACCACAAGUACAAGGCCAAGAGGAACUGCUGGCCACGCGUGCGUGGUGUGGCCAUGAACCCUGUUGAACAUCCCUUCGGUGGUGGUAACCAUCAGCACAUCGGCAAGCCCUCCACCAUUAGGAGGGACGCGCCCGCUGGUCGCAAGGUCGGUCUCAUCGCUGCCCGCCGUACCGGCAGACUGCGCGGAACCAAGACCGUCCAGGAGAAGGAGAACUAAAGCGCUAAUCUUCUUAAUAAAAUGUUGUUCCAAAAAGAAAAAAAA
Molecule: messenger RNA, 907 nt
Organism: Anguilla rostrata (American eel)
Lineage: Eukaryota; Metazoa; Chordata; Actinopteri; Anguilliformes; Anguillidae
Gene: rpl8
Product: ribosomal protein L8
Exons: 6
Coding region: 89-862 (257 amino acids)
Biological process (GO): cytoplasmic translation
Cellular component (GO): cytosolic large ribosomal subunit; ribosome
Molecular function (GO): structural constituent of ribosome; RNA binding
Source: RefSeq, a predicted model, not a curated record